This is a messenger RNA of Metarhizium acridum CQMa 102, 951 nucleotides long. RefSeq lists its product as uncharacterized. NCBI's taxonomy places the organism in Eukaryota, Fungi, Ascomycota, Sordariomycetes, Hypocreales, Clavicipitaceae. Gene Ontology annotation, molecular function: lipase activity. Gene Ontology annotation, cellular component: lipid droplet. Gene Ontology annotation, biological process: lipid storage. The record is from RefSeq and is a predicted model, not a curated record.
AUGCUGUCGUCCAUAUGGAAGCCCUCGGAGCAGCUCCGCGGCACCGAAUCCCGCGCGCUCAUCUACUUUGUCUGCGGCAACCCCGGCCUCAUCGGCUUCUACGUCGACUUCCUCGACGCCCUGCGCAACCUCCUCGACACCUCCCAGUCCGCCACGGCCUACGACAUCUACGGCCGCAACCUCCUCGGCUUCUGCGACCAUGAGCACGAGCCCUUUACGCCGGACAAUCCGCCCUGGGACGUCGACGGCCAAGUAGACGCCAUCUACCAAGACGUGGCCUCGCGCCGCGUCCGCAUCGAGGAUGGCAGCGGCAGCGGCAGCGGCAACGACGGGCCUUACGACUUCAUCAUCCUCAUGGGCCACUCCAUCGGCGCCUACAUCGCCGUCGAGAUCUUCCACAGACACAUGCAGGACCCCGGCCGGGCGCCGCACCUUCGUCUCCGCCACGGAUUCCUCCUCUUCCCCACCAUUGCGUCGCUCGCGCUGUCGCAGAGCGGCACGCGCAUGAACUACAUGCGGAGCCUGCCCACCAUGGAGGCGCACUUCGUCACCUACGCCAAGGCUCUCCUGAGCCUCUUCCCGCGGGGGACGCUGCACUGGAUCAUCCAAAACGUCAUGGGCUUCUCGCCGCGCGCCGCCGACGUGACGGCCGAGUGGCUCAAGAGCAGAGACGGCGUGCUGCAGGCAUUGCACAUGGGCAAGUCGGAGCUCGACACCAUCUUCGAGGACAAGUGGGACGACGAGCUGUGGGAGGUGUCUGCCUCCGCGGCGGAGCUGCCGGCGCCGAGGUUCUUCAUGUUUUACGGCCGGGAGGACCACUGGGUUGCCAACCAUGUGAGAGACGAGUUCAUCGAGAGGAGGCGCAGGGCUGGGGAGAAGGGCGGCCGGACGAGCAUCACGGUUGACGAGGGCAAUAUUCAGCAUGCGUUUUGCACCAAGGAGCGUAAGUGA